This is a messenger RNA of Camellia sinensis, 1305 nucleotides long. RefSeq names its product PHD finger protein ALFIN-LIKE 4. Lineage: Eukaryota; Viridiplantae; Streptophyta; Magnoliopsida; Ericales; Theaceae. The record is from RefSeq and is a predicted model, not a curated record. Gene Ontology annotation, cellular component: nucleus. Gene Ontology annotation, molecular function: transcription coregulator activity; transcription cis-regulatory region binding; histone binding. Gene Ontology annotation, biological process: regulation of DNA-templated transcription.
GAAGUCCAAGUAAUUUUGGCCCCCUUUCCCUCUGAAAGCCACAAUCCCUCUCUGUUUCUCAAUUCUGUUGUUGUUGUUGGUGUAGUGAAUUGCGAAAUGCAAAUGGGUUAUGUUUUUUGUACUUUCUCACUCAGCUUAUCAUCCCUUGAAAAAUUCUAAUUUCUGAUUAUAUCAUCUAUAUAAAUAUAUAUUUAACUUUUUUGAAAAAUCCCUGGAUACGUUGUGAAGCUCUGUGUGUGUGUGUGUGUGUGCGUGUUUUUUAUACGGCCAUGGACGGAGGUGCACAGUACAACCCUCGAACAGUGGAGGAGGUUUUCAGGGAUUUCAAGGGUCGCCGAGCCGGCAUGAUCAAAGCCCUCACUACUGAUGUCGAAGAAUUCUACCAGCAAUGCGAUCCUGAAAAAGAAAAUCUUUGUCUGUAUGGGUUCCCUAGUGAGCAAUGGGAAGUUAAUUUACCUGCUGAAGAGGUGCCUCCAGAGCUCCCAGAGCCUGCGUUAGGCAUUAACUUUGCCAGGGAUGGGAUGCAAGAGAAAGACUGGUUGGCUCUAGUUGCUGUUCACAGUGAUGCUUGGUUACUUGCUGUGGCGUUCUAUUUUGGUGCUAGAUUUGGUUUUGAUAAAGCUGACAGGAAACGCCUCUUCAAUAUGAUAAAUGAUCUGCCAACAAUAUUUGAGGUUGUGACUGGGAGCAUAAAGAAACAAGUAAAGGACAAGUCAUCAGUAUCAAACCAUAGCAGCAACAAACCCAAGUCAAAUUCAAAGGGGCUAGGUUCUGAAUCCCAGGUCAAAUAUGUGAAGGCAAAGGAUGAGGAUGACGGAUUGGAUGAAGAAGACGAGGAGGAGCAUGGGGACACCUUGUGCGGGGCAUGUGGAGAGAACUAUGCUUCAGAUGAGUUCUGGAUCUGCUGUGAUAUAUGUGAGAGGUGGUUUCAUGGCAAGUGUGUGAAGAUCACUCCGGCAAGGGCUGAGCACAUCAAGCAGUACAAGUGCCCAUCGUGCAGCGGCAACAAGAGAGCGCGACCUUGACUUGACAUCCCUUUUGGCUCCGUGGGCACUUCUCAUAUCUUGUGUACGUCUGUCUCUUCUCAUCUCGAACUCAACUAACUGUUUUGUUGGUCAGCUUUCCUUUCUUGCUAUGUCAGGAAGGUCUAUGUAUUCAGUAUCAUGGUGUUGUCAAUCUAGUUUAUUAUGAAAGUAUCUCCUUUUGUUUUCUACUCAAUUUGAUUCUCAAUUGGGAUAUACACAAUUUUUCUGUUGUGGGAGCCUGGUUUUUUAUGAAAAACAUUUUAAUUCUUGAUUUAGGAAA